UCUCUCUCUCUCUCUCUCUCUCUCUCUCUCUCUCUCAUAUACACCCCUGGCGAAUUCAACAGCAUGCAAAGUUGGAAAUCCCAAUUGCGAAAUUAGGGUUUAAGGGAAUCGCAAUGCCUGCUGUGGAAUUCAACACGGCGGCGAAGAAGAGGCUCUUUUUAAACGCCAGGAGCAACAAAAGAGGAAAGAAAAGCAAAUUGAUGAAUCCCAGGAGAACAUCAAAAAGAAGAAUCUUCAUGGGGAUUCACAAUGGUGAAGAGGCAGAGAAGGGGAGGAGCCCUUAGAAGGACAUGCAUCGUCUUCAUCUCCAACAGGGAUUGUUACUGGUACACAAAGACCUGACAUUUCGAAUGUGGAGGAAACGGAAGAAGAAUCAGAACAGGGUUGGUGGCCUAUGUUUCCUGGUCCCGUAAACCAAGUUCUGGGAAAGAUGGGAAUUUUUCUCUUUGAAGUGCUUCUGUUUCCUCGUGAUGUUGAACAAGACAGGCUCCUAAUUCCUGUGGAAGCAGCUUUGGAAUAUUUCCCGCCUCUAGCCAAUCGCCAGGAAACUUACAAGUUGAAGAUUGAGAUUACCGACCAUCAAAACUCCCUUUGGCAUAUGACUGUGACAUAUGAUCCUUCAGAGUGUUCCUUCGUCGUGGAAAACAAAUGGAAGAGGUUUGUUGCCUGGAACCGUUUGGAAAUUUUGGAUGUGCUCCGCUUCUACAAAACUGUCCCGAUUUCAUAUGACUUCCAUUACCUGGUUGAACUCGUGAAAAGAAGAUCUCCACUGAUUAUCCCUGAAUUCAAGUUUGAAAAUUUCAUGUUUCAGCUGCCAUUGACCGAUAGGGACAUCCGGUUCCAAAGGCUCUUCAUUACCACCGAAGAUGUACGCAAACAUUGGCCUAAAGUUGGAGUCCCUGCUGAUACCCAUUACUUUGAGAGGCUGUAUUUUUCUGAUGAUCUAAAUGCUGCCUUAUGGGGCAUAAAAAUCGCAUACGAAAUUGAUAGUUACAACCUUAUGCUGGCUGAUUUUGUCACCAAGUACAAUUUGGAAAAAGGAGAUAUGAUUCGCUUUUAUAGACCUGUACAUCCUUUACACUCGCGUCACUUCCUUAUUGAAUAUGAGAAAGGAGUUGGUAAUCGGACUCAAUCCGAGAUUGUAGCAACAGAUGAUACCAUGGACAGAGGCGGUGAAGGACAGGGUGAUGGUGGAGGACGCGGAACAGAUAGAGGCAGCAACAGAGAUGGUAAUCCGACUCAAUCCGAGACUGCAACAACAGAUGAUACCAUGGACAGAGGCAGUGAUGGACAAGGUGAUGUUGGAGGAAGGACUGAUAGUAGGGGCCGCAAGUGGUGGAAAUUUGGUUUUGGAGGUUGCUGUAUGGCAAUGAAAAGCAAUGCAAGGACGGAGGAGUCUUGAACAAGGAGGUUGCAGCAGUGGUGAUUCAUGGCGAAGGAAAUAUCAGUCAUGAAAUGUAGUUAAUGGGUAGCUCCAUUGUAUAUUCAAGUCAGUAGGAAGACAGGAAAAUUCAAGUAUUAGGUCUGCAGAAAUAUUCAUCCAAUUGCUGACACAAUUGAAAUGUGAAUCUCUUUGAUUACCAUUCCUGUUACAAGAUGUCUCGAUGGUGUAUUGCUUGUCAUUUUUGCGUUGAAAACUAAUGGUUACGGAUGCUGAGCUACCUUGAAUUAUGCAAAGUCCUAAACAAGGAACAGUAGCUAGAUUUUAGGUUUGUUGAUCAUGAAACUGCUGU
Rhododendron vialii is the source of this 1733-nucleotide messenger RNA. RefSeq lists its product as uncharacterized. The record is from RefSeq and is a predicted model, not a curated record. Gene Ontology annotation, molecular function: DNA-binding transcription factor activity; DNA binding. The transcript is spliced from 3 exons. Lineage: Eukaryota; Viridiplantae; Streptophyta; Magnoliopsida; Ericales; Ericaceae. The coding region runs from base 395 to 1402 and encodes 335 amino acids.